AUGUCGAGUAAUCAACAACCACUCGUUAUACUUCUGCAACACUUCACUACAUUCCGUGCUCAACGAUAUUCAAACUCGUGGACAUUCCUAAACGCACCGAGACUGUUGGUCUCAAUGAUUAACACGAAUUGGACUGAAAGACCGGAAUGUCGAGAAGUGUUGCAGAAAAACCGGAAGAAUAUUCUGUUCGUUACCACCGAUGAUAUGUUGGGACCCAAUAGACAGGGAUGUCUGGUUUUGGGUCACAACCAGGCCAUAGAUUCACCGCAAGUUAUACCGGAAUUAAGUGAUCAAAGAAUAGAAACAUUUUUCAUUGGAUAUGACUUUGUGUUGGCUAUGAAUAGCGCGAACUAUAUGUAUAGCUGGGGUCACAACAUGUGGGGACAGUUGGGUCGGGAUUUGUCGCCAAAAGGGAUUUAUGUAAAACCCGAGAAAAUUACAUAUUUCGACGACAAAGACAUACGAGAAAUAAGUUGCGGUUAUUUCCACUCACUAGCCCUCACGUCCAGUGGACAGGUGUAUGGGUGGGGCUGUAAUCGAGAGGGACAGAUCAUUCACAGAGACCUCAAACCCGACAAUAUAUUAAUUGCUAGGAAUGUAAGGAACGGUAGAUUUAUUAAGUUAUGUGACUUCGGAUUGGCUACAGUUCACGACAAACGUAUUCAUUACAUGAUAAAACACAAACACACGGCAGAUGUGGGGGACACCCGAUAUAUGGCACCUGAGAUACUCCAGGUGCUCAAAGAUAUUCAAACGCGUGGACAGUACUAAACGCACCGGUAUUUCAAUUGCAAAAAUUGUUGGACUCAAUGGUGAACCACAAGUGGACUGAAAGACCGGAAUGUAGUGAAGUGUUACACAAAUAUAACGAGUGGUCUAUCGAUAGGAAAAUAAUUGUGAAGAAUAGAACGGAAAUAAUAAUCAAUAGAUUGAAAUC
Messenger RNA from Oppiella nova, 937 nucleotides. Lineage: Eukaryota; Metazoa; Arthropoda; Arachnida; Sarcoptiformes; Oppiidae. The record is from the annotation of a GenBank genome assembly.